Messenger RNA from Phlebotomus papatasi, 9849 nucleotides. It is a transcript of the gene cut, whose product is annotated as homeobox protein cut. The transcript has 8 exons. Bases 1262 to 6064 code for a protein of 1600 amino acids. Gene Ontology annotation, molecular function: DNA binding; DNA-binding transcription factor activity, RNA polymerase II-specific. The record is from RefSeq and is a predicted model, not a curated record. Gene Ontology annotation, biological process: regulation of DNA-templated transcription. NCBI's taxonomy places the organism in Eukaryota, Metazoa, Arthropoda, Insecta, Diptera, Psychodidae.
GGGGACAGUCGGGGUGGCGCGCAAUUCGGAAAAAGAGAGGAACCGUCAACCGGGACGUGCGCGGGGUUGUUCGACUCUCCCGAAUGAACGGCAAUAUGAGUCAAAGAAGCAAUAUACCGUCCCCAUAUUUGAGUUAUCGUGUGCUUAGAGGUUCGGUGAGUUGGCCGCUUUGGCUGCGCUCACGGAGAGCGAAACCGAUGCGAGUGGAAUUAGUCAACUUCUGGUACCAUACCAGAGCGCAUCGUUCAUUCGCACGCAGGACGAUUGAGAGCCGGUUCAAUAUUUUCAAAUACACAAUAACACCUUUUUUUUGUUACGGAUCGUGCCACACAGAAAACGUUCUUGUAGUCCAAUCGGAACGGACAUAAUCCAUUACCGAUUGAUUACCAAUUAGUCGAUCCAAUUGCUGAUCCUAAGGCUCUCGGACAGCUAUUUUGAGAAUUUAACUGAGAUUUUUCUUUUGAUUUUAUUAAAUAAACAUUUCUCCUUCGUCCAAAAUUUAAAAAAAAUAAAAGAGACAAAUUGCAAUUCUGUGUUUGUGUUGCUACUGUGGUUAGUGAUGAUAGGACCACUUGAGACCAAAUUUGUGAAACUUUCUCAGUGAUUUUCUUCAGUGCUACAAACUCUUAAGAAUUCACUUGGGCUCAAGAAGUGAUUUAAAUGCAAUUUCUGACAACUAAAUUUCCGUCGUCAGUUGCUUGAGAUAACCAAGUCCCAAACUAGAACUGGACCUGAUCCUUGAGAAUCUUGAGAACAAUUUGUGCAGUGAAAGGUGAAGAAGUGUUGGACAGUUAAAAUUUAAUUCUCAUUAUCAAGAUGAUAUCCUGGCAUAAGGAAGAGACUCCGGGUUCGUGGACCUCGCAGAAUCCCAAGACGUCUGCAAGUGUCAUCAGAGACUGAACCCUUCCGAACUCAUCUUCCCACUAGGCUACAAGUGUUCAUAAGUGGCAAAGGAGUUCGUUUUUCCUUUCAAAAUCUCAGUGACAGUGAUUUAAAAUUCGACAAGUGCAUUUGUUUAUUUUGUUAAGAUUUUCCUGUGUUUUCGUGUCUGGGGGGCCUAGCCAAAAGUGAUAGAGAGGUUUUAUUUAAAAGUUUUGUGAAUACCCCCAGAGACUUCAAAAUCCUAAACUCAUUACCAAGUGCGUGUGCUGCAAUCACGGCCUAUUUAACGAAUUGCCCCUCUUCGGAGGGUUUCAGCGGGCUCCAGAGCUUGCAGGGGUUGGUUGGCUUGGAGGGUGGCACCUCCAGACAACAGGCCCGAAUGCAGCCAACGCUGCCCCAGAGCACCGGGGCCGCCGACAUGGACUUACCAUCUGUCCAAUCAGUGGAGUGGUUAUUUAAAAAGGAACGCAUGUAUUUGCUGGCACAAUUUUGGCAACAGAGAGCAACACUAGCCGAAAAAGAAGUGAAUACCCUGAAGGAGCAAUUGUCAUCGUCUUCGCCAAAUAAGGCGAUCACACAGAACGGCGGGAUCACGGGAUCCUGCCAGCAACCGCCACAGUCUCAGAGUCCGACCCUGUCGGAAAGUGGGAGUGUAACUAACUUAAGUAGUAAAUUGAACGUAAAGUCAGAAGUUCAGCUGACCGGGGAGGUGAAGAUGGAGCCAAGUGGUGAUCAACCGAGCAGUCGUACGACCCCCGGACCAUGUGAUAAGCCGGAUGGUCAGCAACCGGCGACACCAUCGGCAAAUCUUCCUGCAUCCACAGACAGCAAUCACAGCACCACCAGUGGCAGCGGAAGAACACUCGCCGAAGACUUGGCCGCCAAAGACAAAGAGAUUGCCGCCUUAGUGGAGGAAGUAGCUCGAUUACGAAGUGCAAUUGCCGCCCUCCAGGACUCUCAUGCCGCCCAAAUCCAGAGACUGGAGGAUCGAUUGGAGCAGAAAAGACAGCAAAUCACCCGCCUCGAGGCAAGACUCGACAAACAGUCCGACUACGAGGACGUCAAGAAGGAGAACAGUCUUCUGAGAUCUGUUGACUUAUCCACAUCGGACUCUAAACAAUUCCAAGAAUUACUCCAGGAGAGGACCAAAGCUCUUGCUGUGCAUUCGGAAGCCCUCAAAUCAUCCAGUGCAGAUGGAUCCGCAUCCGGCGUAGCCACUCCAUUCAGUCACAACAGCCUGCAGCCCGGUGCGAAAUUCCCAUCGUCGUCCUCUUCCUCCUCCCCCUGCACGCCGGCUCACACGCCAACGUCCACACCAAUAUCCCUACCGGCGUCACAUCCCACACCGCCGGCCGCCGGUAAACUGAGCGCCAACGGCGCCCCGCCAAACCCACUCUUGCCACCACCAUUCGCCAACGUGGAGACAUUCGGCUCAUUCCUCGGUGAAGAAAUUGUCAGUAACUGGCGCCGCGGCCUCGAACUGCCGCCGCCACCGCCACAUCACGCCCUGGCGGCACUGAGACCCUCAAUGCUAGCGCCCAUGAACCACACGAGUCGUUCUCCCUCCACAGAUGCCCACCAGUUGAGUCACGAGGACAAAUCCAGUGCGGCACGUGAUCACGACGCCUCGUCCACGGCCAGUAGUACACCAGUGCUGGCCGGUUCUGAGGAAGGCAUCAACGGCUCAGCGCCGCAUGCCAAGAGCCCCGCCGAGGACAACAACAACACCCUCGCACCGCUAACACACACCCACCCCAUGCUCCAGGGGCUGCCAUUUCAAUUCCAGGAGCGUGGUCACUUCCGCUUCGCCGAGGACCUCCAACUGCCACCCGGCUCAAUGGUGGGCCGCCUCGGUGACUCACUCAUCCCCAAGGGUGAUCCCAUGGAGGCCAAGUUGCAGGAGAUGCUGCGCUACAACAUGGACAAGUAUGCCAAUCAAAAUCUCGACACACUCCACAUCUCCAGGCGCGUGAGGGAACUCCUGUCCGUGCACAACAUCGGCCAGCGGCUAUUUGCCAAGUACGUCCUGGGUCUGUCACAGGGUACCGUGUCUGAAUUGCUGUCGAAACCCAAACCCUGGGACAAACUCACGGAGAAGGGACGCGACAGCUACCGCAAGAUGCAUGCCUGGGGAUGCGACGAUAACGCCGUGCUCCUGCUCAAGUCACUCAUCCCGAAAAAAGGAAAAGAUUCCGCCAUGCCACCAUACGGUCGUCCAGAGGACAGCAUGACGGACGAAAGGAUAGCGCAUAUCCUCAGCGAAGCAUCCAACCUGAUGAAGACUCCAGGUCCGGGUCAACAACCACCAAUGAAUCAGCAUCCAUCGGCCGGACAUCAGGAGGACACUCACAGCAAUGAGGACAGUAAAUCACCGCACAAUCAGUGCACAUCACCCUUCUCCAAGGAUUCAUCUCAGAAUCGUCGACUAAAGAAGUAUGAAAACGAUGACAUCCCACAAGAGAAGGUUGCCAGAAUCUAUCAAGAGGAGCUAUCCAAGCUCAUGAAAGUCGGUCCACGGGAUGGUUUCUCCAGUUUUCUUUUCCCACACUUUUUCAGUGGCGGCAUGCCACCAAUGAAUCAGAUCCAGGACGAAAGUCUCAGGAUGACUUUCGAAGCAUACCAGCGAGAACUGGUGAAGCUGCAACAGAGUGGAGCGAAUUUGCCCAACUUCCCAAAUAUUCCCAACCUUCCGAGUUUGCUGGCUCUGCAACAGCAUGCCCUCAAUGGUGCCCAGGAUCUGAGUCUGCCAAAGGAGAAGCAGAUGAAGAUGAAUGGGCAGCAGGCAUCUGAAGCUGGAGGUGACAAAGAUUCCGACGAUGUCCGUCACUCGGGCAGUGCAUUUAGUUUGGUGCGACCAAAGCAGGAGUCCGCAUCGACACCAACCACCACCGCCUCAUCAGCCCCCAGUCCACUGGGUAACUCCAUCCUGCCACCUGCCAUCACGCCCACUGAGGACUUUUCCGCUGCUGCCAGUCCCCUGCAGCGCAUGGCCUCCAUCACCAACAGCCUCAUCACCCAACCACCCGUCACACCCCAUCACAGCACACCCCAGAGGCCCCUGAAGGCCGUCCUGCCGCCCAUCACGCAGCAACAGUUCGAUAUGUUCAACAACCUCAACACCGAGGAUAUUGUGCGUCGUGUGAAGGAAGCCCUCUCGCAGUACUCCAUCAGCCAGCGCCUUUUCGGGGAGUCUGUACUGGGACUAUCCCAGGGCAGUGUCAGUGACCUCCUGGCACGCCCCAAACCCUGGCAUAUGCUCACCCAAAAGGGUCGGGAACCCUUCAUUCGCAUGAAGAUGUUCCUGGAGGAUGAGAAUGCUGUACACAAACUCGUGGCCAGUCAGUACAAGAUUGCACCUGAGAAGCUCAUGCGUACUGGAAGUUACAGUGGUUCCCCACAAAUGCCACCAGCUCUGGCUGGUGGAAAAAUGCCACCUAUGCCGAAAUUGCUCAAUGAGCAGAUCACCAAGAUGCAACAGGAUCAGCAUCAUCUCAUGCAGCAGAUGCAGCAGCAAUCUCCGCUACAGCAAGCUGCCCAACAACAACCACCUACAUCGACACCCCAGGGGAUGCUUCUGACUCCACCUGGCCUCCCGCCGCAUCAUGCCAUCCCUCUGGCCCAGGCAGCUGCCCAAGCAGCUGCUGCAGCCGCAGCAGCUCAGGAGAAGAAGCAAAUGCCGAUGCCUGUUCACUCGCCACAGCAAAACAACGCCAUGCGAGGAAUGCAUCAACAUAUGUCCCCCACAGUCUACGAAAUGGCUGCACUAACUCAAGACCUUGACACCCAGGUCAUCACUACCAAAAUCAAAGAAGCGCUACUUGCCAACAACAUUGGACAAAAGAUCUUCGGCGAAGCUGUUUUGGGCCUAUCGCAGGGAUCCGUAUCCGAGUUGCUGUCGAAGCCCAAGCCAUGGCAUAUGCUGAGCAUCAAGGGCAGAGAACCCUUCAUCCGGAUGCAACUGUGGCUGUCUGAUGCCAACAACGUUGAUCGGCUGCAGGCUCUUAAGAAUGAGCGUCGUGAGGCCAACAAACGACGACGCUCCACAGGUCCUGGAGCUCAGGAUAACAGCUCAGACACCAGCAGCAAUGAUACUUCAGAAUUCUACCACUCAAACUCACCCGGACCCGGAUCCGUGGGAUCCGUGGGUGCUCCACCGAGCAAGAAGCAGCGUGUGCUGUUCUCCGAAGAGCAAAAAGAAGCCCUAAGAUUGGCUUUUGCUCUCGAUCCCUAUCCAAAUGUCGCCACCAUUGAAUUCCUAGCCACUGAGCUGGGCUUGUCAACACGAACCAUCACCAAUUGGUUCCACAACCACCGAAUGCGUCUCAAGCAGCAGGUACCUCAUGGAGCUCCAAGUGAACCUCCGGUACCUCCCCGGGAAAGCCAAUCUGGAGCACCUUUCGAUCCUGUUCACUUCCGCAUCCUCCUGAAUCAGCGUCUGAUGGAAUUGCAGAAGGAACGAAUGGGUCUCAGUGGAGUUCCACUUCAGUACACACCCUACUUUGCCACAAAUCCCAAUCUAGCUGCCCUGAUCAGUCGGGGAUUGCUGCCUGGAGCUGCAGAUGCUGACCUCAGUGCUCUCAAUACUGCUUUCAAGGAGCAGAUGAGUGGACUGGAUCUGUCACUGAAACGUGAGGGCGAUGAUGACUUUGAUGAUGUUGAUGGAGAAGCUGAUAGUCAUGUGUCCGAUGCUGAUUCCAUCGAUGAAGCUAAGUCAGAGACCAAAGAGACUCCCGUGGCUAUUCAAGCUUCAAGCGCACGGUCAUCCCGGCGAAAACCUGCUGCUCCUCAGUGGGUGAAUCCCGACUGGCAGGAUGACAAGAAGCCACCAACAGCUGCAGGAACCACCCGCGAGGAGGAAGUCAUCAUCAAUGGGGUUUGUGUGAUGCAACAAGCAGCUGACUACAGUCGUACGGCCGGCGAAGAAACCGUCCGAAUUGAGCCACAGGCCGUAGCUGAACGCUUCGAGGAGGGAGACGAUGAAGAGGCUGAAGCUGAGGCUGAGGAUGAGGCACGAGCGAGUCCAGCUGUCUCCGAAAAAGCUCCUUCAGAACAUCCACCUGCCGCAUCUCCAGACUCCACCGAUGACACGGACAAUGGACCAGCUGAGGCUCUGGUAAAGUCCGAAGAUGCAUCGCCAAUCAAGAAGGAAAUUGAUGAAGACGGUGAUCACUGGGAGUACUAAAAAUCAAUGGUGUUUUUUGUGUGAGUAGAACAACGAUUUAUCAUUUUUCCUCACUUUUCUCCCAAUUCACGAGAAAAUUCUGUGCAAUUCAUUUUGAGGGAUAGAACUUUUUGAAUGUUGAAAGUUGAAAAUGAUGAUGUGAGACUCAUACCUGGUGGGUAAAUUGCAAUAGGCUCGUUGGAUAAUAAUUUUUUUCUAGGUUUUUUAUUAGAUUCGGCUCGAAGGACCAAAAAUGGUUCUUUUGUUUUAUAAAAUCUAGCAAAUCUCCCCAGCUCAGUGACCAAAAUGGGGGAAACUCUCCUCAGAAUCUUGCUAGAUAAACUAAUAAGAAAAACUCAGAUCAAUGACAGUUUAUUUGAUAUUUUUCACUUAAUUUUCCACUAAAGUAAUCAAUUUUAUACAAGAUUUUAAUUGUUUUCACUUAUCUGACUUCUGACAAAGGAGAAUUUCGAGUGAGGUUAGAGAGAACAAAAUGACAAGUGAUCGACAUGAAGUUAUCCGAUCAUAUGACAUUCAAAGUUAAAGCCAUGCUGUCACUGUCACUUUACCUUUGAAAGGUUUCCUUUAGGGGAGAGUGGAGCAGGAUAAAUACCAUAAUGCUGUCAUUUUCCUUUAGCAAAUGAUUUGAGCAUCUGAUUGAGCAUCUCAGCUCAUUGUUUCCCAUUUUUAUCAGUCAAAGCAUUUUAUCCCUUAACCUUAAAAAAAUUAAUCCGAAUCAUUCGGAUGAGAGAAUCCCAAAAAAAAACUAUGGAAGUUUUGUGACUUUUCCAUUGAAUCUGGAAGAAGACAGAAAUCCCAAUCAUCUUCAUAGAUUUAAAAGAAUUAAAAAGAAAAGUAAUUCUAUUGUGAUUGAUUUAAAAAAAAAAAGGAAGAAGAAAAGCAUACGCCUAACGAAUUAAGAGUUUUUUAGCUGCAAAGUUCUUUGUUGAAAUAUUUUUUUUCAUUAUGUUUCUCAAAACUUUUAAAAUGCAAAAACAUUUUUUUUUAAUGUGUAAGCCCAAACGUAAGCAUGAAUAGACGAUGAGAUAAUGAUAAUGAAUAAGACUGUUACCAUAUUUUUUCAAGAAGAGAUAAAAUACAAAAAGAAAUACUGUACAUUUUAUUACAAAGUAUAAAUACACGCAAGAUUUUCACGAGAAACUCUGUUUCCACCAAUUUGCAAGAAUAUUUAUCGCCUCAUUGAACACUUUUAACUUUAUUAGGAAUUAAUAAAAAAAAGGUUCAAUAUUUUAUUCUUCACAAAAACUCUUUUUCGUGUAUUUUCUUUUACAAAUUAACCUCCCAUUCCAUUUAUUGAAAUGACUAGAUAUUAGGUUUUUUUGACAGCACGUCAAAGAUCUUUAAUUUUAGUGAUUGAGCGGGGAAGAAGAAGAAGAAAAACAAUGAGAUGAAAUUUCAAUCAAAAUAAAAUCAAGUGUAAAUGAUAACAAAAUAAGUGUUAAGAUGAAAAUAAAAGAAAAAAAUUAAAAUUUAAACAUAUUGCCAAAAUAGCUGGAACAAGUAUAAAAAGGAAAAAAAAUUAGAAAACUCCUUUUAGAAAAAAAGGAGAAAGAGAAUAAACAAAGAAAUGAGAAGGAAAUCAGCAGAAAAAAUGCAUUAAGAUAGAAAAUAAUUUCUUGUAGAAUAGAUAUUGCAAAUUAUGAGAAAAAUAAGAAAAAAAACACUGAAAAAGAUACCAAAAAAUUAUGUAGCUGUAAAAAAAUAUAAUUUAAAAAUGAAAAUAAAUAGUUAAAAGAACAAUUUCCUCCACCUUUCAUCAUUGCUGAAGAAUAAAGAUCUAAAGUAAAAGAGAAAAAUUUAGAAAUGAAGAAGUAAAUCUUAAAAAAAAUCAAAAUAAUAUUUAAAAUAUUAUUUAGAUCUCAAAUAUUAUAACCAAAUAAUGAAAAAGAAAACAUGAGUAGUAGAGGGAAAAGUAUAAGAUGGUAUAAGAAAUUCAAAUGUAGAGCAAACAGAUUGAAUUAAAUAAAAUUAAUCAAACAAAAAAAGUAGUUUGUAAGUGUAUAAAAAAAAACGUGCUAGCGAUUUGUGAAGGAGCAUCAUUAGUUGAACAUAGAGAAAAUAUGGAAAAAAAAACUCAUAAAAAUUAUCUAGAAAAGAAAAUCUUUAAUGUAGUAUAAUCUGAAAAUAAAAGAAAAAUUACUUAUUCGAAAAAGAAAGUCAAAGUGAAGCAAGAAUGGAGAAUCAACAGAAACAACCCCCACGCAUAUCGAAAAACCUUUUAAAAAUUUUAUUGAAAAAAAGAAAAAAAAACAUUUAAAAAGAGAUAUUUCAAGGUGGAGCAAGAAAAAAAUUAAAAAUUAUACAUUUAAAAGAUGGUAAUUUUAAAGUUAUUGAGAAAAAAAGAUAAAAAGAAAUCCAGUAAAACCCAAUUCUUAUAUUAGAUAUUAGUUAAUACUGAAGUUAGUCAUUAUUCAGAUUUGAAAAAAAACACAGAUAUUUGUAUUAAUACCUUUUAGAAAAUUAAAUAAAAAACAGAAAAAAUCCAAAAUUCAGAGAAAUCAACUCAAAAUUCCACCCAUAAAAAUUUUCUUUAGAAGAAAAAACAAUGAAUUUAUUAAAAAAAAAGGUAAAAUAAAGAAUAAAAUCUACUAAUUUAUCCAAUUGCUAAAGGAAUGAUUUUGAAAAAUAAAAUCACGCUAAAGUCAUUUAAAAGAUUACAUAAAUAAAUGAAGAAAGGAACCGAAAUCCUUGCAUUAAGAUGAGCAAAAAAAAGCUACUAAAAUAGAUUGAUGAGAUGAAAUAAAUUUAAAAAAAAAAAAAAACAAGAAAUAGUGUAAUAAAAUAUAUCGAAAAAAGUAAAAGUUAAAGUUGAUGAGAAAGACGAUAGAAAACUGCGAUAGGACUUGGCAUGGAAAUUUCUACAGCAGCCACAAGAGUUUUUUCUUUACGCGUAAUUAAUUGUUUCAACUUUAUUUCAAAUUCCUCAGCAAUUUAUUUAAAAAAAUUUCUAUUCAUUGUUAUUUGUAAUUGUUGCAAUUUUAUUUUUUUUUUACAAUUUAUUUUCCGUGUAAACUUUUUUGAAAUUGUCAAACAAACAAAAGAGGAUGUGUUAAAAAAUUCUUAUUAAAUAAAUUUCUCUGUUUUAAUUUUUGAUAAAUCACAGCGGAAAAUACGUAAAAAAAAGAGAUAGAAGUAUUUUGGAAAAAUAAAAAAAAAUCAGCAGAAGAAAUUUAUUCAAAAUGUAAAAUAGAAUUUAGAAAAAAAAGAUACGCAUGUAAAAUGCUCAUUUAUAGAGCAAAAAAUAAGUAAAACGUGAAAAAACUUGUAAAUUUUCAUCAUUGAUUUAUCCAAAAUAAAAGAAAAAUCAAUUUUAUUAUGCAAUAAGUGGCUUUAUAAAGCCCCUUUUCUUCCUCUUUCAUUUUAACUUAAUAAUUUCCCCGUAGUUUUCCCAUGAAAACACAAAAAAAUGCUAAAGAAGAAGAGAGAAAAAACAAUGAAAUUUUCAUUAUUAGAUUUAUCGUAUUUUAGAAUAAAAUGUUAUUUACUUUGCAAAGAAGAGAAAGAAAAAACUGAGAAAAAAAAUAUUAAAAAAUAAAUCAUUGCGUACUUUUUAAUUUUACUGAAGUGAAAGGUAAAAGAAUAAAAAAAAAACAUGAAAUAUAAAUAAAAUUAAUUAUAAACAAAGUAUAAAUACUAUUAAUAACAAAUUAAGUGAUGAAAGUGUAAAUAUUUAUUAUCAUAUCAUAUGAAAUAAUUAAAAUUAAAUUUAAAAAUUUGAAGAAAUACAUAUUACCGUCUUCAUUAAGAUUUCUAAACUUAAAUAAAAUUAACUGUAUGAGAAAUAA